AAUCCCAUCAGAAGUAAGAACACCAUAAAUAUCCUCUUCAAAAGAUUAAUUUAAAUUCCUAAAUCAUGUCAAACUAGUUUUCUGAUAUGAUGCAUGGUUAAACUCAAACAUCAAGACAGUCCUGAUCAUCUAGAGAUCAUUUCUUUCAGAAAGAAAACAUGCUGAUGUGUUUCUGUCUCCAUCUUCAGCAAAACUGCCAUGGACCUCAACUGCAGAAACCUUCCUGAUCUUAGAGGUUCUUGAACAUCUGAGAGACCUUAGCUAGUUCCCACUGCAGACUGCACAAUGGACAGAACGGCACCAAACUGCUCAGGAUGUCCUGCCAUCUACCAAAAGGAAACCACAAAAACUAACUUUGGGACAGUGACCAGAGUCACCGUUGGUAGAAAACAACUGAACAAACCAAAUAAAAUCAUUUUACUUGUUGGUGCAAAAGGAGCAGGAAAGUCUGCUCUGAUCAACGCUCUGAUCAACUACACCAUGGGAGUGAGGUGGCAGGAUGAGGUCUGGUAUCGGAUCGCAGAAGAUGGAGGUCAAAGUCCAACAUCAGAUGUGAUCAUGUAUGAGAUAUUUGAUUCUGAGAAUAAAACUUGGCCCUACUCUCUCACCAUCGUCGACACGCCUGGUUAUAGAGACACAGAUGGACUUCAGCAUGAUGUCAUCAUCAAUCAGAGAUUGUUUGACUUGUUUCGGUUAGAAGACGGGAUCCACGAGGUUCAUGCGGUUGGCGUAGUGAUGAAAGCAACAGAAACAAAAAUGAGUGACCAACUGUCAUACGUCUCUGAUUCAGUGAUGUCUCUGUUUGGAAAACGCUUGGAGAAAAACACAGUGGCACUCAUUACUCACUCAGGUACAACACCACCUAGCAUUUCUCUCAAGGGUCUUCAGGCUGGAGGAAGUCAAUGUCCUUACUUCAUAUUCAAUAAUCGUCAGUAUGAGGCCCGAACAGAGAAAACGAGCACAGAUCUGGAAGAGGCAUGGAGACUGACAGAGACGGGAAUGAGGCAGUUCACAGCUUUUCUUCAAAAGGUCUCAGCUCAGCAGCAGGUAUCAGUCAGCUUCAACUCAUUCAUCAGACUGACAGCCUCCAUCCAAAACCUGCAAGAGAAAAUCAAACUAACUGAACUGGAACAGAGAGAAAUCAAACAGAUUCAAGAAGCUAUGAAGAAACACAAAGCAGAGAUGAGGUUAAGCAAGAAAUUAAUUGUGGAGGUAGAUGAAACCUACAGAGAUAAGGAACUCAUUGAAGGUGAGACGUCAUUCUUUAAAGCCGCUGUUUGCUGCAGCGUCUGUGAGGAGAACUGUCACUAUCCUGGAUGUACGAUGGCCCUGAGCCCUGAAGACUGCGAGGUCAUGAAUUUAGCAUCCUGCACUGUUUGCUCUGGGAGAUGUUCUGCAUCAAAACAUGUUAAAGGCAACUGGAGGUAUGUGACCAAGACGAGAAAAGUUCAGAGAACCAAGGAGGAAUUAAAACAAAGACAUUUCAAGAGCAAUUCAGACACAAAGGAGACAAAACUUACAGAAACUCUAGUACAGGAAAUGGAAAACCUGAACAGAAAGAAGAAAACUUUGAUAGAAAAGUCUUAUCAAUGUGCCAUCAGAUUGGAUCCAACUCUCCUCAAAGUGAAUUCAGUUUCCACAUAUAUCAAUUUGGACUUCCUGAUCAAGAAGCUAAAGGAUGAUGGAGAAACAGAGAAGGUCCAUAAAUUAGAAAUGAUCGACAGCCAAAUGGAUGGAGGAGCCAAAUCAGUCAUUGGAUGCAGGUAGGUCCAGCCAACAUUCAUUAGAUUUUAUUUAAGAACAUGUUAACAGAGCAGCUUUAUCCUUCACAAGAUCCUCACUGUCUGUUCAUAGAAAAUGGCAUGGUUAAGAUUAGUGAUCACAGUUUAGAUUUUAAUGUGUAAACAUCUUUUAUUGUCUGAAAUGCAUGUUUAAUUGUAGGUUAAAGGUUAUUGUUAAACAUUUCCAAUCAAUCCCAUUAGUAAAAACACACUUGAGUCUGUGUUUGCUUUCUAAUCCGAUCCCUUAAGUAGAUUACAGGCACAUCUGGAGGACAUUAAAACCUGAAUGACUCUAAACUUUAUUCUUUUGAAUUUGGACAAGACAAAAGUUGUUUUUGGAUGAGAGCUUUGGGAGAAUAAGUUGCAUAGUCAAUCACUUGAUCUAGAUGGCAAUAAAUUGGCCUCCAAUAAUAAGCGUCAGUAAACAUGCAGCCUGAGAGUGAAGUGCUCUGUUGGGAACAUCUAGACCAGGGGUGUCAACAUCCAGUCCUCGAGGGCCGGUGUCCUCCAACUUUUAGAUGUGCCUCUGCUGCACCACCUGAAUAGAAUAAUAGAUCUUUAGCAAGACUCUGGAGAACAAGGAGGAGGUAAUUAAGCCAUUUCAUUCUUGUGUUUUGUACAUGUGGCACAUCGAAAAACUGCAGGACACCUUGAGGACUGGAGUUAGACAGCCCUGAUCUAGACCAAUCAGAUCUCUGAUUGAAGUAAUUAUCAAAGGCUCCAUAUGUGAAAAGGAGAAUCUGAGUUUAUAAUCUAGAUUUAACAGGGAGCCAAUGAAGGAAACUAAAAUACAAAAAAUAUGAAGUCUGUUUUUAAUUUUUAUCAGAGCUCUUGCUGCAGCAUUUUGGAUCAGCUGAUGGUUUUUAACCGUAUUUGGUGGAUUUCUGAGUAUAAAGACUUGCAGUAAUCCAGCUUUGAAGUAAGAAGUGGAGGGACUACCUUUUCAGCAUCACUCCUGGACAAGAUGUUUCUAAUUUUAGCAAUAUUCCAGAGAUGAAAAAGGAAAUUUUGAAACAUGUCCAAAACAGACUUUAAAUGACAUAUUCUGGUCAAAAAUACCAAAACCUUAAAGGAAAAAAUCCAAAGUUCAUCAACAUAUUUCAACACUUCACACAUAUCACCUUGGAAAUAGAGCACGACUUUAUCUUACAUGCAUCUUGGUUUAUUUUCUGUUUCUGGUUGAUGUUUUAGAGAAAUUUGGGUUGUAACUGACUCUAGGAUUUGUUAAAACCAGAGGAAUAACUUCACUUUGCUCAUUAAUUUUUCUCUAGUUUCCCAGAUUCAGGACUGCAUGUGCAGGGGAAAUAAAGAAACAAUAAUUCGACAUCAGACUUUAUAUAUAUCUAGAGCUUUAUCCAGAGAAUUCAAUGCAUACAGAAUGUUAGAUCUCACACCCAGAUCAUCAACAAGUCUGACACAUGACAAACAGAAUUACCUGCAAGUUGAAAAGGAAAGACAAAAAUGCAUUUUUAGGAAUUGCUCACUCAGGCGCAAAGCAAUUCUGUAAAACAGACCAUUUUAUAAGAAUGUGUAUUCCCUUCAUUUAAAUAUAUGCAUUAGAAGGUGUGUCUUCCCCUUGGAGGGCUGCUCCGAUGUUAAUUUUAUUGCCCUGCUUGAGACCUGCUAAAAUCCAAAGGCAAAUAUACGGAGAGAACGAAGGUCAUCCUCAACUGGGUCUUCCCGUACCAAUCUCCUCCCAUCCCAGACCAGAAUUGAUGACCUGCCACUAGGCCUGUUAUUUCUGCCUCAUUGAUUCAACAAGAAACUGAUUUCAAUUUUAAACAAACUGGCACAAAAAUCUAUUGCCAAAUAAUAACUGAGUUUGGAUCUAAAAACUGCAAGGUUGUCUACUUUUAGAAAAGCUCUUUCAGAAUACCUGAAAUAUUUGGAAGUAAAAUAGUUUCCUAAUCCUACUGUAUUUCAGUAAUAUUAAUGCAUGCAAAUAGUUUGGUUAGAGACUAACUAAUUCAGAACAUGCUGUUUAUGCUUAAAGGAAAUCUCUUAAUACAUUUGAUUAUACUUCUAGCAGAAUUGUUUUUUAAAGGUUUUACUGUUUUACUGAACACUUGAACAAACACCAAAACAUUUAUUGAU
Molecule: messenger RNA, 3875 nt
Organism: Poeciliopsis prolifica (blackstripe livebearer)
Lineage: Eukaryota; Metazoa; Chordata; Actinopteri; Cyprinodontiformes; Poeciliidae
Exons: 3
Coding region: 286-1767 (493 amino acids)
Molecular function (GO): GTP binding
Source: RefSeq, a predicted model, not a curated record